CCCUCCUUGUACGUUAAACUCUGAAGAUGUCGCACAUUUAGAAAGAAUUAGAGAACGGUCAUGUUUAGCACCGAAAUGCUUAUCGUCAUUUGUAAGACCAAAACGUAGUACAGGCGUGGGACCGCGCCCUAUUGAUGCUGGUAGUCAAACAGUGCUUAACCCUGUAUCUUCACAGAAAGCAAAUCAGCCGAGUCCAUAUUGCCCAAGUAGUCUAAGAGAUCCCACAAGAACUUGCCCCGGCAUGCCCGCGAGUACGUCCAACCAAUCUUCGUAUCAAGACAGAAGAACAACGCUCACCGGCACACCUAUAGAAACUGAUAGUCGAGGCGAAGUGCAGCCAAAUAUCAUGGUAAACGAAUACUACUGGGAUACACCCCAGGCUCCUCCCAAGGGACCAGAACCUGUAUCACAGCGGCCUAGCAGGGCUCAGGCACAGCCCUCCUUCCCGCAGAACAUGCCUUGUGACGACGUGUGCCCGAGUCCCGCCAUGAAGUCCCAACGCUGCCCUCACUGCGCCCAACAGAAAUACUACCAGAUGCCUCAAGACAAGUCCUCUCAUGGGUCCUUGCCCUGCUCUCGACCGACGUGGAAACCCUGGACGCCUAGCAUCAAUCCAAUAUCACCUCCGUGCCAGUCAACUCCACUUAGCUCUCCAGGAAUGUCAUUCCGAUACAAUAACGAAAACAGAGUGCCCAGACGAGACGGGCUUCAGGACCAAACAUCGUGCAGCAGACCUUAUAGGAAGGAGCGAGUGAUAGAGUUAGGCUCUUUAGAUGACUUAAGUCGACCGAGACCGAAAAAACGGAACGAUAACAAUUUUGAUUGGAGCUACGCGAAGUUUUCAGACGACGAUAACUUCUGGGGAACACCGUGUAUGAGGCGAGUCAUUCUGGAUGAAGGGAUUGAUGAACCGAUUCUAAUGGAGAGGGAGAAGAGAGAAGAACGAGUGAGAUGUAACUGCAAAGAGAGACUGGUCCCUAAAUGUGACCCUCGGGGUCCGACCAGGAGCUACAAUCAACCACCGCACCAGAGCCGCAAUGAAGAGUCCAAUACUCUAAAGAGAUGUUCUAAGUGUUGUGGCAUCCACUGCCCGUAUCCCAGCUAUUUGUAUUUUCGACAGUAAUUAUGUGAAAGUGUUGUGUCGUCCCAUAAAUGUUGUGCUGUUGUAUUUGAAAUUAAAAUUCUAAGAUCACUA
Molecule: messenger RNA, 1195 nt
Organism: Trichoplusia ni (cabbage looper)
Lineage: Eukaryota; Metazoa; Arthropoda; Insecta; Lepidoptera; Noctuidae
Exons: 2
Coding region: 242-1123 (293 amino acids)
Source: RefSeq, a predicted model, not a curated record